This is a messenger RNA of Portunus trituberculatus (swimming crab), 1998 nucleotides long. RefSeq names its product prolactin regulatory element-binding protein-like. The transcript has 8 exons. Gene Ontology annotation, molecular function: guanyl-nucleotide exchange factor activity; GTPase activator activity; protein binding. The record is from RefSeq and is a predicted model, not a curated record. Gene Ontology annotation, biological process: protein secretion. Bases 290 to 1663 code for a protein of 457 amino acids. Gene Ontology annotation, cellular component: endoplasmic reticulum membrane. NCBI's taxonomy places the organism in Eukaryota, Metazoa, Arthropoda, Malacostraca, Decapoda, Portunidae.
UAUGAGUGCGAAGCAUGGAUUUAUAUGCUCGUUGGUGUGACGUGUGCCAAACUGUCAACAUUCGGCAGUGAGCUGACAGCAGACAGCUUCUACCGCAAACGUUGUAGUACUCCAUCCUUUCACUCCUGUCUUGUUACAUUUCUUGACCCAGAACCUCGCCUCAUUUGACCUAAUAACACCAAAAAUUCCUUGCAUGUGCUUUUCUCAAGAAAGCUAACCAACUGCCGCUCCUGGGAUAGCCUCGCAGUAUCUCAUGGUUGCAGCAUCAAGUGGUGAUUCGUAGUCCAGCAUGUCUAACCAGAAGAAAUGUGAAGCAGUGGCCAAUCUGAACUGCCCCAGUUACGCCGUGGUGGCAGUGGGAGGACGGCAUGUGGUGGUGGGCGGCGGCGGCGGCUCGGCAAAGACGGGCGUCAAAAACCAAUUUGAUGUAUUUGAGCUUUACCACAAUGGAAACCAAACAGUUGGAGAAAGAGUUCUUUCAUAUGAAGUUGGUGAUUACUGUAUCACUAACAUGGUGGCAUGGCCUGGUGCCAUCACAGCUGCCACCACAGUAAAGACUGCACCCGUCAUCACACUGGCUAUGGGUUUAGAGGAGAAAUGUGUCAUUAUGAAGCUGAAGCCAACUCUUAGAACAGUGAAGAAGGAAGAAAUAACAUUGCAACAGUCUUCAAAAGUAAAAGAUAAAGGCCAUGCAGGAAGCUUCCUGAGAAAAAGAAGAGUAAGUGAGAAGAGUGCAGAAGAAGGAUCAACAGAAAAAGAAGUAGUAUCAGAAGAGAAAAAGAGACGGCGAUCCAUCAAUACAACUCUUCGAGGAACUAAGUAUUUUACAUUUGAUGUGGAAAAGCUGAGCUCUACAGAGACAGUCUUUAAAAAUGCAUUAGGGGAGGAGAUUUACCAGAAGUGUUGUGGAAUAUCUCCAGACUACAAAUUCUUGAUUACUGGGGGAACAGAUGGUUAUUUGAGAGUUUGGAGUUUGCCAGAUAUGAAAAAAGAAAGGCAGAUAAAAGCUCAUGAAAAGGAAGUUGAUGUCCUUGACAUCAAACCAGACUGUAAACAGGUUGUCUCUGUUUGUAAGCCAACCUAUGAGUGUUCUGUGUGGAACCUAAAAGAUGGAAGCAAACUAACACAUGUGGUACUGCAGACUAAUGGAGUCAGAUACAGAUGCUUCCGUGCCAAGUAUGGCAUUGUUGAGGGAAGCAUACAGAAGGCAAGACUCUUCACAAUCAGCAAUCCAGUUGGAGGAACUAAAAAUCCAGCCAUUGUGGCAAAAUGGUGUGGGAAAACGUAUAAACAAGAGCGAACAAAAUGUUUGGCAGGAACUUUGAGCAGCCUUGCUCUGAGUGACAAUGGCCAGUAUUUGGCUACUGGAACCAUGGGUGGUUCUAUCUACAUUCUCAUUGCCUUCAGUUUACAACAACUCCUUGUGGUAGAGGAAGCCCAUAGCAUGUUUAUAACAGGCCUAGAAUGGCUGCCAACACAGAACAAAGUAUCACAGAUGGUGCGUGGAUACUCUGAUGCAUCUGUCCUCUCCAUUUCAUGUGAUAACUCCCUCAAAAUACACCACAUUCCUCGACCAGGAAUGCUGCCAGUAUGGGUUGUUGCCAUCCUUGCUACUGUUGUUCUGUGUUUUGCCUUCUUGCUAGCAAAUUUUUUAGGACUCUAAAUUUUUUAAAGUUUGUAAGGUGAUGUAUUAUUUAAAGGUGAUGAAUAUAUAAAGAGAACUAUAUGUAUUAUUUUAUAGGAUUUAUGCAUCAAAGAAACACUUUUGAAUAUAAUUUAUGAGCUAUUUAUUUUGCCUUAGCCUUCUUUUUUGGGGAAGCUCUUAGGAGUAACCUUCAGAUUUAGAUGGAUAGCAAAAUAGAAAGUGUACUAGCUUUGUCAUUUUGGUGUAUCUUCUGGUAUUAAAAAUGCAAUUUAUUUUCCAUAGUCAGAUUCUAGAUAUAUGUAAUUUGUAUUGAUAGAAGUGAUGUACAAGUGCAAUAAAUAAAUCACAGAAUA